GGUAAUCUCCCCUCCACUCCUUCCGCUUCCAUUUGCAAUUCACCAAAAUUACAUCAUCCCCUACCAAUUCUAGGACUAUAUAUUAUAUUAUUAUUUCAUGUCUUCUCACAUAUUCCCACACCUUCACUACUUCUACGUGCAACCCACCCCUCAAUUACCAUUCACAACCCCUUGCUUCCUGAGCCACACGUCAUCGCUCGCGCGUGGAGAGCUCUUUGUUCAACGCGCUUUGCAGAAAAUUUGCCCUAGACCACUUCCCUUCUCUAUAUCCACCAUGAACAACCACCGUCAACCACUCCGACCACGGCUGAAUUGCCAUUAAUUUUUUGUAUUAACUCAGAUCUCGUCUUCUCAAUCUGUCAGAUUCUCGAUUUUCUCUUCGCAAGGACUAAAAGAUGGAACCUAUGGAUAUCGUUGGUAAAACAAAGGAAGACGCUUCACUUCCAAAAGCAACUAUGACAAAAAUUAUCAAAGAAAUGUUGCCCCCAGAUGUUCGUGUUGCCCGAGAUACUCAAGAUCUUUUGAUUGAAUGUUGUGUAGAGUUCAUUAAUCUUAUCUCAUCAGAAUCCAAUGAAGUUUGUAAUAGAGAAGAGAAACGAACAAUCGCACCCGAACAUGUACUCAAGGCUUUACAGGUUCUUGGUUUUGGGGAAUAUAUUGAAGAAGUCUAUGCUGCAUAUGAACAACACAAGCUAGAGACCAUGGACACUGUGAGAGCUGGAAAGUGCAGUAAUGGAGCUGAAAUGACUGAAGAAGAAGCAUUAGCUGAGCAACAGAGGAUGUUUGCUGAGGCGCGUGCAAGGAUGAAUGGUGGUGUUACAGGUCCCCCCAAGCAGCAAGAUUCAGAAGCAGAGCAAACCUUGAAUAGCUAACUUUACUUUUUCGUUGUUGUGUAGGAAAAAGACAUCUUUAUUAUGUUUUAGUAGCAGGACCUCUCUUGUAUUGUGUACAAAAAGGCUCCUGGCGCAUGUGUCCGCUUGUGAGGGCUCUAGUUCAGUUUGUACUCAGAUGCAUGUUCAUAUAUUCUGUAAAUUAUUAAGAAUUUGCUUCAGAUUGUCCCCUAAA
Messenger RNA from Solanum pennellii, 1065 nucleotides. RefSeq names its product protein Dr1 homolog. Gene Ontology annotation, molecular function: protein heterodimerization activity. The transcript is spliced from 6 exons. Bases 396 to 872 code for a protein of 158 amino acids. Lineage: Eukaryota; Viridiplantae; Streptophyta; Magnoliopsida; Solanales; Solanaceae. The record is from RefSeq and is a predicted model, not a curated record.